UUGAAUUCCGCCGAUGCUCGAAACUGUCCUGGUAGCCGUCUGCAUCCCGAACGCCAAGCAGCCCCUAAAACUUUACCUUUGGAAACUAAAAAUCAGUUUUUUCUUACCUUUCUACUCUACUCCCAUCACUUUGAUUCGAAGCCGAUCCUGGAAAUCGCCCUCGAAGUUGUCGUCGACGUCUUCGAAGUCGGGAACGACGAAAAGCACACAUUUAUCACUCUUGGCAUCGGCAGAGAUAUCACUGGAGAGCAACGAUGGAAGAGGAAAAUGGAAAAGUUGGGAAAAACCGUAGAGUUCUAUGGUGCUGAUCCAAUGACAGAAAUAAAUGAAGAGUUGUAUCCUCAAAUUGGAAAAUAUUUCCCAUUCGCCGUUUCCAGAACUCCCGGAUAUGCAACUGCGAGUGUUCUCAAAAAUCGACAGUAUAUAAACCAAAGUGUGGUCCAUGUAGAUAUCAUGUAUUUCGUGGAUAAGUUGUUGAAGAUUAAUAAAAUCGAUAAUUUAUGGAUGGAUGCAGAAGGUGCCGAAUACGAUAUGUUUGAAAUUUUUAUGAAAAACGGUAGUUUUGCUCAGAAUGGUAUUGAUGUAUGCCAAAUCAACAUUGAGGUCCAUCUCUCAGAAACCGGGCCGAACCAUUUGAAUUACGAGAGGUUCAUGAAAUUUGUAAAACAAUUGAUUCGAGAAGAACAAUUUGCAAUUUUCAAAACAGAAGAAGUGAUACAUAUGAGGAUUUCCAACUCGUGGAGAAUGCUCCUUCCAAUUAUUCUUCUUAUUUCUACAGUUUCCUUGGCUGAAGCCGGAAAGUUUACUCCAAACAAAUAUGAACUCGAGUUGACUCCCGAGUUCUUUGGAGAUAACUCUUUCACCGGAAAAACCAAGAUCCAUGUGGAUGUUACCGGGUCAGUCGAGGAAUUUGAUCUACAAGUUUCAAAGGAUUUGGAGGGAUUCCCCAUAAAAAUAAUAAAUCAAAUUAUAGUGAAAGAAAUCACUGCUACAUUCAAGAAAGAUGGCGACAAGAUUCAUGUUACUUUACCUGCCCCAAUCACUAAGGCAAGUAUCACAAUGAAGGGAUUCAUUGAAAUUGCUUACAAGGGAAAAGCCGGAAAGAAAGGUGCCAACAAGGGAUUAUUCCUGACCAAUGAUAACGAUUAUGUGACUGAUUUGAAGAACGGAAACGCAAUCCACUUGUUCCCCAUUCUUGAAGACGUUGCUGUUCCAUUGGCUCUUUUCAUCAUCACCCCUCGUCGUGCUGUCGUUGAGAUGGAACUAAUGAAUGGGUCGAAUCUUAUGGGGGAACAUAGAAAUGUUGAAGGAAAUUAA
Molecule: messenger RNA, 1317 nt
Organism: Caenorhabditis briggsae
Lineage: Eukaryota; Metazoa; Nematoda; Chromadorea; Rhabditida; Rhabditidae
Exons: 10
Source: RefSeq, a predicted model, not a curated record